AUGGAAGUGGGGGAAGUCUGCGACGAAGAUAUUGUCUGCGAUAUGCUUCCGGACGGAUCAAAUGUCCGCCAGUUCAUACAACAAUAUCAAAAUGGCGAGUUGAAGUUUUACGUAAAGAGUGCAGAGCCACCAGAGGAAAACAACGACCCAGUGAAAAUUGUAACUGGAAACACAUUCAAAAGUAUAGUUCUUGACGAGGAGAAGGACGUCUUCGUCGAAUUUUAUGCUCCUUGGUGCGGUCAUUGCAAAACCUUGGAGCCAAUUUGGGAGGAGCUCGCCCAAACUCUCCUCGAAGACGAAAAAAUACUUUUUGCAAAGAUGGACGCGACUGCCAACCACCCGCCAAAGUACUUUAGAUACAGCGGCUUUCCGACAAUAUUCUGGGCAGGUCGCGGUGCAAAAGAUGAACCGGAGCAAUACAAGGGAUCUCGAAACAUUGAAGGCUUUCUUCAGUUUAUUCGCGAAAGAGUGGAUUACAAAUUGAAACUGGACGAAACCAAGGAAUCAGAAGAAAACAAUUCAUACGAACAUACUGAGCUGUGA
Messenger RNA from Oikopleura dioica, 543 nucleotides. The record is from the annotation of a GenBank genome assembly. Lineage: Eukaryota; Metazoa; Chordata; Appendicularia; Copelata; Oikopleuridae.